CUUGGAGCUUUCUAGAGGUCUUGGAUGGUCACAGCUUCCUUGGAGCAUUGUACUUGCUGGAAUCCAGUUUCAGGAUUAAGGGAGGACUGCUCCCUGGUAAAGGGCUGCCAGGAAACCUGCUGUGCUUGUUCUUAACUUCGGGCUCUGUCUAUGAUCAAUCUGAGACUCUCUCCAAGAUUAUCUUCUUCCUGGAAAGCCCUCUCUCUCUGCAGGCUCACCUCUGGACAUUGUCUCCUUGGAGCCACAUCACUGGGACACCUGCGGAUGUGGAUGUGGAUUUGAACCAUGUCACGGCCCCAGGGACUGCUAUGGCUUCCUUUGUUAUUUACACCGGUCUGUGUCAUGUUAAACUCCAAUGUCCUCCUAUGGAUAACUGCUCUUGUCAUCAAGUUCACCCUCAUUGACAGCCAAGCACAGUAUCCAGUUGUGAACACAAAUUAUGGCAAAGUACGGGGCCUAAGAACACCAUUACCCAAUGAGAUCUUGGGUCCAGUGGAACAGUACUUAGGGGUCCCCUAUGCCUCACCCCCCACUGGAGAGAGGCGGUUUCAGCCCCCAGAGCCCCCAUCCUCCUGGACUGGCAUCCGAAAUGCAACUCAGUUUGCUGCUGUGUGCCCCCAGUACCUGGAUGAGAGAUCCUUACUGCAUGACAUGCUGCCCAUCUGGUUUACUGCCAAUUUGGAUACAUUGAUGACCUAUGUUCAAGAUCAAAAUGAAGACUGCCUUUACUUAAACAUCUAUGUGCCCACAGAAGAUGAUAUUCAUGAUCAGAACAGUAAGAAGCCAGUUAUGGUCUAUAUCCAUGGGGGAUCUUACAUGGAGGGCACCGGCAACAUGAUUGAUGGCAGUAUUUUGGCCAGCUAUGGGAACGUCAUUGUGAUCACCAUUAACUACCGUCUUGGAAUACUAG
Cebus imitator (Panamanian white-faced capuchin) is the source of this 910-nucleotide messenger RNA. Its product is annotated as neuroligin-4, X-linked-like. Lineage: Eukaryota; Metazoa; Chordata; Mammalia; Primates; Cebidae. Gene Ontology annotation, biological process: presynaptic membrane assembly; chemical synaptic transmission; synaptic vesicle endocytosis. Gene Ontology annotation, molecular function: signaling receptor activity; neurexin family protein binding. The annotation marks the transcript as partial. The record is from RefSeq and is a predicted model, not a curated record. Gene Ontology annotation, cellular component: cell surface; postsynaptic specialization membrane; synapse. The transcript is spliced from 2 exons.